AUGCAUCGUCCCGGGGUCACCGUCCCCGAAUCGUCCGGUUCGCGUCCCGGCUAUCGAACCGAUCGUUUUGAAGAUGUAUACCCAACUCGUUUCCUGUUUUUGCAACCCGCCGUUCCCCGUUCCCCGUUUCCGUACCUCGACCCCGCCGUCCCGGAAACUUGGCAACUAUGUUCCCAACUGAACAAGAGGCUGGCAAUCGGACCGCCUCCAGGUUUCUCCGGCGUUCGCCAGCCGCCACAGAAGAGGUACCAGGCGCAGCCACCACAGAGGCCGUACCAGGCACAACCACCACAGAGGCCGUACCAGGCGGCGCAGUUGCAGCCACCGCAGAGGCAAUACGGGGCGGCGCCACAGCAGAGGCAGUUCGAGGCGGCGCCGGUGCAGUCGCAGCCACCGCAGAUGCAGUACCAGGCGCAGCCACCGCAGAAGCAGUACCAGGCGCAGCCACAGCACAGGCAGCACCGACCGACGCUGGAGCAGCCACCGCAGAAUCAGUACCAGGCGCCUCCGUCGCAGAUGCUGUACCUACCGGCGCCGCCGCCGCCGCAAGCCCGACCACCGCCACCGCAGAUGCAGUACCAGCCGGCGCCGGCGCAAGCGCAGCCACCGUUGCAGAGGCCCCGGCAGAACUUCCCCGCACCGGCAGCACCAACCGCUCACCGCGCCCCGGCCGGGACACUGCCGCCGGUGAACACCAGCAGCAAGCCCCGGUUCCACCCGAGGGCCGCGGCCAAGCCGGCAUCCGCGUUCAAGAAGCCCACCGUCGCCUGCGACGUCUGCGACGUGCGGUGCAUGACGGCGUUCCACCUCAAGCAGCACGAGAAGGGGAGGAAGCACCAGAACAAGGUGGGCUACGCCGCCGGGGAGAUGGACGUGCGCUGCGGCGUGUGCGACGUGCCCCUCCUCACCAAGCUCAACGUGAAGCAGCACUACGCCGGCAAGAAGCACCUCCUGCGGGCCUCCCGCUCCACUGCCAAUGGCGCCAAGGGCAAGCGAGCUACCUGA
Lolium perenne is the source of this 1005-nucleotide messenger RNA. RefSeq lists its product as uncharacterized. NCBI's taxonomy places the organism in Eukaryota, Viridiplantae, Streptophyta, Magnoliopsida, Poales, Poaceae. Gene Ontology annotation, molecular function: nucleic acid binding; zinc ion binding. The record is from RefSeq and is a predicted model, not a curated record.